CUCACUCACUCACUCGGCUUGCGUUCGUUACUUUCUCCUCUUCUCUUUCCCCUUUCUGCCCUUUUCAUUCUUUCCUCACUCCUCACCUGCAUUUGCGUUUCCAUCCUCCAUCCUCCGUUUGUUUCCCUGGAAAGGAAAAGAAAGGAAACAUUUUUCUUGCUUCUCCAGCCAAACUACGAAGAACCCAUCAAAACCCAGAGCCCAUCUUCGGCCGUUGAGGUACAAAUGUGUGUAAGUUAGGCUCAUGAGAAUUGGAAGCAAUGGCGUUUAAUUGAGCUGCGGAGGGAAUUGGGGUGGAAGAGAAAAGGAUGUCUUCUUCGAGUAAGACUGAUAAGAAGGCGGCUGUGGACGCAGCCGCAUGGAUGUUCAAUGUGGUCACAUCAGUUGUAAUCAUCCUUGUGAACAAGGCAUUAAUGGCUACCUAUGGCUUCAGUUUUGCUACCACCUUAACUGGUAUGCAUUUUGCAACAACGACCUUGUUAACACUUGUACUUAGGUGGAUGAAGUAUAUUCAGCCAUCUCACCUGCCAGUAUCAGAGCUUCUUAAGUUCGUUCUGUUUGCAAACUUCUCUAUCGUUGGGAUGAACGUCAGUUUGAUGUGGAACUCAGUUGGAUUUUAUCAGAUUGCAAAAUUGACAAUGAUACCAGUGUCUUGCUUUCUGGAAGUAGUCUUAGACAACAUGCGAUAUUCAAGGGACACAAAGCUUAGCAUAGGAGUAGUUCUGCUUGGCGUUGGGGUGUGCACUGUGACAGACGUCAGUGUCAACUUCAAUGGAUUUUUAGCUGCAUUUGUUGCUGUUUGGAGCACUGCCCUGCAGCAAUAUUAUGUACAUUAUCUUCAGCGAAGGUAUUCUCUGAAUUCCUUCAACUUGUUGGGUCACACUGCUCCAGCACAAGCUGGUUCUCUACUUUUGGUUGGGCCCUUUCUGGACUAUUGGUUGACGACAAAAAGAGUUGACGCGUACCCUUAUUCCUUGACGUCUGUGCUGUUCAUAGUGCUAUCAUGCACCGUCGCCAUAGGAACGAACCUCAGCCAGUUCAUCUGCAUUGGGAGGUUCACCGCGGUUUCCUUCCAGGUCCUGGGUCAUAUGAAGACGAUCCUCGUGCUGGUCUUGGGCUUCGUCUUCUUCGGGAAAGACGACCUUAAUUUCCAUGUGAUUGUGGGCAUGAUCAUCGCUGUGGCCGGGAUGAUUUGGUACGGCAAUGCCUCAUCGAAGCCUGGGGGCAAAGAGCGUCUGAGUUCCCCAGCUAACAGCAGCACCAAGUUCCAGAAAUUGGAAACUGCUGAUGCUGAUGAUAAAGUUUAGACACCACUAGAUAAAUUUAGAACAGAAGAGGAAGGAGGUAAAGAAAAAGGGAGAGGACAGGAUGAUUUCUAGACUGGCAUUUUCAGAUGAAUUUUAGUUCUAAGUAUUGGAUGUUGAUUACAUAGCUUCUUUUUUCUGUUUGGAUCAUAGUUAGGGUAAAGUAUGGUUCCAGAUGAGGUGAAAUACAAGGGGGUAAAAAAGAGUUAUUUGUGACCAUGAUGUUCUCUCAAGAAAUUAAUUAUUGAUUUCGAUAUUGAAUUUCUGAAUUUUCAUUAAUCUAGCACAACUUUAGUCUUGAACCAUUAAUUUCACUUGCCGAUCUCAUUUUCGAGACUUAAUUCAAUUGACACACUUUUCAUAAUUUUCAGAAAUCACUAUU
Linum tenue is the source of this 1686-nucleotide messenger RNA. The record is from the annotation of a GenBank genome assembly. NCBI's taxonomy places the organism in Eukaryota, Viridiplantae, Streptophyta, Magnoliopsida, Malpighiales, Linaceae.